AUGCAAGUCCUUUCCAGUCUGGCGUUGGUUCUGAAGAACAUUUGGACACUUUCCUUCCUCCGGGAUCUCCUGUGUGAAUUUGUGGGCACUGCCAUCUUCCUCUUCACCAGUCUGGCCUCAGUGGUGCUAUGGCCCCAGCUCCCAGCCUGGGAUGGGAGCCUCUCCAGUCCCACCAGUGAUUAUCAUCUCCAUGACUUGUCCUCAGAGUCCGACCCAUCCUUUCUCUCGGACUCCCAGCCCCUCUCCGAGUGCCACCCUGACCCCCUGCAUGUGGCCUUGGCAUUCGGGGCCUCCGUGGCUGUGGUGUCUGUGUGCCUGGGUCCUGCUACCUCUGGAGGAGGGGUCCACCUGAACCCGGCUGUGACCCUGGCUCUGGCUGCAGGACUGAGGGUGAGCCCCUGGAGAGCUAUCCUCUACGUGGGGGCACAGCUCCUCGGUGCACUCUGUGCUUGUGCACUUCUCAUGGGAAUGGUGCCUGCCCCGCUCAGAGGGCAUCUGGGGCUGAACGAGGUAGGUUUGGGUGUCCACCCAUGCCAAGCCUUCACAGUGGAGACAGCCAUCACCUUUCAGCUGGUGGUCUGUGUCCUCGCCACGUCUCGACCCACAUCAGCCUUCCACCUCCUGGGUCCUGUAGUGGUCGGCUUGUCUGUCAUUCUGGGGAAUCUCGUGGCAAUUGGGUACACUGGCUGUGGGAUGAAUCCUGCUAGGUCUUUUGGUCCAGCUGUGGUCACUUUAAAAUUUCAAAACCAUUGGGUGUAUUGGGUGGGGCCGUGUGCGGGGGCAUUACUAGCUGGCCUACUACAUGACUUGGUGCUCUACCCACGGUGGGGUAGCCCUGGCGACUGGUUGGCUGAGUUUAAGGAACUGUUUCCCAAGGAUCCACUCAAACAGCCCACCACCUUGGAAAACACAGUGGAGUAGAAAUGGAGGCAGUUAUCUUACCAUUGUCUGACCAUUGACCAAAGGUGACCACACACACCAUUCUCUGAUAUCUGACCAUUUGCCACUGGUGUACACAAGUGGUCAUGCUAGCUGGGUCCA
This is a messenger RNA of Oncorhynchus tshawytscha (Chinook salmon), 1041 nucleotides long. RefSeq names its product aquaporin-5. Gene Ontology annotation, molecular function: water channel activity. Lineage: Eukaryota; Metazoa; Chordata; Actinopteri; Salmoniformes; Salmonidae. Gene Ontology annotation, biological process: transmembrane transport. The transcript is spliced from 4 exons. The record is from RefSeq and is a predicted model, not a curated record. Gene Ontology annotation, cellular component: plasma membrane. Bases 1 to 921 code for a protein of 306 amino acids.